AUGUUUAAAGAUAAAGCGAGUGUACCAACUGGCCUUAUCAGUCAUGAAAAUAAAAAGACUACCGUCACAGAUGGUCACACUGGACAUUAUAGUAUCAAGGGAAUAACCCACAACACUAGCAAAGUGCUCAGUGAUGCAUUCAAUGGAACAUGCGAAAAUAGAAGUGAUACCACAUCCGAAACUAACCGACCUGAACGUGACAACUUUGAUGAUUUGUCAAACUAUUUAAUAUUUAACGAAAGUAAAUCAAGUUGUAACUUGAAAGAUGAAGGCAUUUCUGAAAAACUAGCCAAAGAAUCUCAAAUCAAACCAAACUCUGGAUCUGAGAAUAUAUUUAAUCCCUUAAAGGAAACAGAAUAUGUUUGGAAACCUGGUUUCUGUCUACAGCUGGGCUCAAAGGGGAGAAAAGCCAUGCUCAAACUACUUCGAAAUGCAUACAAGAGUAAUAAAAACUUUAAAAGGGUUUUUGAAAAAAAGAACCCACCUACAACAAUCAGCAACUUACCCUUCUUCAGAGUAUCAAUGUUAUGGGAACUUGCUCAUGAUCUAAAUGUCUUUGAUGAAGCAAUCUUAAUUCACAAGUGUUUUGGGAAGGUGAAGAACAAGACAAGAAGUCCGAUACGUAAUGCUUGUGAAACAUUCAAUAAUGCAACUAAAGACGAAUUAAAUGGCAAUUUGAUAAAGGGUACUGAAAAAUGUGGAAAUCAUCUACAUUAUGAAUCAGAAUGUAUAUUGUCGACUGAAACAAUUCCAAACCAGAUGCUCAGCAAAGUGCAUGACAUUGGUAUAACAUACCUUCACAAUUGCAAUAAUCAACAUACAGAUAAAAUAGAGGACAAAGCUCCUGAAAUUUCACAGAUAAAACAUACAAACGAUUUCGAUCCAGACGAACACGAUAUCCUAUUCAAGAGGGUUUUCCAAUUAGACAGCUCUACAUUGAAACUUUCUACUUCACCCAGUUCACUUUCUACCGAAGUAACUUCACUAAAUGAUGGACAAACAAAUGAAGAUGAAAACUUGCUACCCAAUGACUCUGAGCAAUUUGACACUUUAGCUGGAAUGUCCAUACCAUUAGGCUUGUUAAAAGAUGGGGAAAACAUCUUGUCUGGACAAAAGUGUCAUGAAGACGAAAAGGUACAAAAUGUUCAAACACGUAGGGCAAACGAUACAACUCGCGAGGAGUUUGGAAAACUCGCACUCUAUUUAUCCAGGGAGUACAAAUUUUUGAAUGCUGACAAAAGUUCAUAA
Molecule: messenger RNA, 1248 nt
Organism: Theileria equi strain WA
Lineage: Eukaryota; Apicomplexa; Aconoidasida; Piroplasmida; Theileriidae
Exons: 2
Coding region: 1-1248 (415 amino acids)
Source: RefSeq, a predicted model, not a curated record